Symbiodinium natans is the source of this 1275-nucleotide messenger RNA. NCBI's taxonomy places the organism in Eukaryota, Dinophyceae, Suessiales, Symbiodiniaceae. The record is from the annotation of a GenBank genome assembly.
AUGCUCCUCGUGGGCUUGCAGGUCUUGCCAAGCUACGACAUGGACUGGCUCCAACAGCCCGGGGUGCAGCACAAUGGGCCUUUUCUACCAUGUUGCGCUGUAAGCGGCCUUGUGAGCUUCAUCUUGGUCCUGCUCCUCUGGAGGCCACAGACUCAGGUCUUUGUGGACCGCAUCUGCAUCCAUCAGCAGGACCCUGCUCUGAAGGCAGAGGGCAUUUUCAACAUGGGAGGCAUCUUGAAGCACUCCAGCUCAAUCUUGGUCAUGUUUGACAGAAGCUGGGCUGAGCGCCUCUGGUGCGUCUAUGAGUUGGCAGCAUUCAUCAAGAGCCACGAGGACGAUCCGCAAGCGCAGGUCCUUGUGCGGCCGACGGCUUUAGCUCCCGGCUCGUGCAUCGCGCUGCUGACCGUCGCGACCUUCUCCAUGGUCGUGGCUGCGCUGCCUGCCGAGAACAAGCUCAUCGUAUGGGGGCUGAUCGUUCUCACCGUGAUUGUCGUGACCUUCUGGGCUUCCUUGGCCAUGCGGGGCUUCUUCCGGGACCUGAAGCAAGUGGAGAGCGCCCUGAAGCACUUCCGCAUGGACAAGUGCAGCUGCUGGUGCUGCGAAAACGGCCAUGUUCACCCGAAAAGCGGAGAGCCGAUCCAGCUUUGCGACCGCGAGCUUCUGCAACGUUGCAUUUGCGUGUGGUUUGGCUCCGUCGAAACUUUCGAAGACAGCGUGUCCAACACAGCAUCUGCGGCUCUCGUGGAUCAACUUGGCAGCAAUGCCUUUACAUACUCCUGGAUGCUGAUGCUGUGUUGUCCAUUCUGUUGGUCGAACAUGGACCGGAUCGUCGCCAACAUUCUGGUGGAAGACUACAAGACCGUGCUCGAGCUCUCGUUGUUGACCCUGGUUGGGUGGCUUUGUUGCGCCCCAGUCUUCAUCCGCUGUGCGCUGGUGGCCUCUCGCCGGUGGAGCGAUCGGCAACCGAGCUUCUGCCGGGAGUUCCUCGCCACAUGCGCAUGCGCCUUUUCCCCACUUCCCGCGGCCUGUGUCUAUGGCGUCUUUCAAGUGAGCCUCAACCAGGGCAUCCCCUACUAUGGCGUCGUCAUCUACUUCUUCUUGGCUCAUGCGGUGACCUAUAUGGUAUGGAACCGAUGUUUGAACCGCAAGGUAGGGAAUGGGCCGGCGGAGUUAGGGAGGGGGCAUGUUGCCGCAUCGGCGGCUAUGGAGUUCGAAGUGCCCCCUGAAGCCCCUCUCCCUCCUGAACCCCCUCAUGAGACAAACGUGAGCCUAUGA